UUUGUUAUGUUAUCCCAAAAAUUGUUGACUGAUUUUGUCAACACUUUGUUUAAUAAAAUUUAUUAAUUUUAUUUAAAAACCAAUUGUUUGAAACAAUUUAUUGAAUGAAAUAUAUUUAUGAUAUCAAUAAUUAACAAAAAAAUAUAUGAAUUGUUUUUUUUGUGUUGAAAUCCAAGAAUUAAUUGAUUAUUAAUUAAUAUUAUUUGAUUACUUCGGGUGUAGCGAUCAGUGGCCACAAUGAGUGCGGACAGUGCGGCCAAUUUGCGUAACUAUCAGAUUCAGUUACAACAGGUAGAGUCGGCCCUACAGACAGAUCCCGAUAACAAUGAACUGAACAAACUUAAGGACGACCUACUCGAAGUGAUAGCUUUGACCAAACAAUUGAUGUCCAGUGAGGGUGACUCUGAAUCUAACAGUUCGGCAAACAAUUCGGUGACAGAUAUUAGCCAUCAGUUUGAAGCGGGAGAUCAAUGUCUUGCACCGCUCAGUGAAGACGGACAGUUUUAUGAGGCAAGAGUUGAGGACAUCACAAGUGACGGUCAGUGCACUGUUGUCUUCAAACACCGUAAAAUAUCUGAAGUGUGUUUGGUUUCACUAUUGAAACCAAUCGGUAGAAAGAGAAGUAAAUUAUCGACAAAUACUUCUUCUUCCACUUCUUUUGGUGAUAAUAGGCAAAAGAGACACGCAUUGAAUGAUCAAAAGGAAUAUCUGAAGAAAAAACAACAAAAGAAAAAGGAAAGACUUAAAGAACUGGAAGAGGAAAGAGAAAAGGAUAAAAUGAAAUGGCAGUCAUUUGCCAACAAAGCCUAUAACAAGAACAUGAAGGGCGCCACCAAAAGGAGUAUAUUUGCAUCGCCCGACUCUGUUUCGGGUCGGGUAGGCGUAGGAACGUGUGGUUUGGGCGGCAAACCAAUGACUGAGUUUACUCAUCAGGAAAAAUGGAAAAAAUCUUCCGGUUCUUCGGGUCUAAUGCCUGGGUCUGUUGGAUCCGCUGCCUCACGACUCGCACAUAAUCAUAGAUAUAAAUAAAUAUGUAUUUUUAUAUAUAUCAU
Oppia nitens is the source of this 1052-nucleotide messenger RNA. It is a transcript of the gene Spf30, whose product is annotated as survival of motor neuron-related-splicing factor 30-like. Gene Ontology annotation, cellular component: nucleus; precatalytic spliceosome. Gene Ontology annotation, biological process: regulation of alternative mRNA splicing, via spliceosome. Gene Ontology annotation, molecular function: RNA binding. Lineage: Eukaryota; Metazoa; Arthropoda; Arachnida; Sarcoptiformes; Oppiidae. The transcript has 5 exons. The coding region runs from base 238 to 1029 and encodes 263 amino acids. The record is from RefSeq and is a predicted model, not a curated record.